Messenger RNA from Macaca mulatta (Rhesus monkey), 4646 nucleotides. RefSeq names its product inverted formin 2 (gene INF2). The record is from RefSeq and is a predicted model, not a curated record. Gene Ontology annotation, molecular function: small GTPase binding; actin binding. Lineage: Eukaryota; Metazoa; Chordata; Mammalia; Primates; Cercopithecidae. Gene Ontology annotation, biological process: actin cytoskeleton organization.
GCAGAGGCUCGGCUGCCUGGCUCUUCAUGGUGGUGGGAGCAACCCCUACUGCUACCAGGAGGGGCGUUGGGGACCCGGGUGGCUCUGGCAGCUCAGCGGUCCGCAGCAAUGAGAAGCCAGGGGAGCGUGAGGAGCAGCCCAGGGCAGGGCCCAGAGUGGGUGGGCAGAGGCGGCCGGAAGGUCCUGCGCAUCUGGCUCGGCAAGAUGUCGGUGAAGGAGGGCGCACAGCGCAAGUGGGCAGCGCUGAAGGAGAAGCUGGGGCCACAGGACUCGGACCCCACAGAGGCCAACCUGGAGAGCGCGGACCCUGAGCUGUGCAUCCGGCUGCUCCAGAUGCCCUCUGUGGUCAACUACUCCGGCCUGCGCAAGCGCCUGGAGGGCAGCGACGGCAGCUGGAUGGUGCAAUUCCUGGAGCAGAGCGGCCUGGACCUGCUGCUCGAGGCGCUGGCGCGGCUGUCGGGCCGCGGCGUGGCACGCAUCUCGGAUGCCCUGCUGCAGCUCACCUGCGUGAGCUGCGUGCGCGCUGUCAUGAACUCGCGGCAGGGCAUCGAGUACAUCCUCAGCAACCAGGGCUACGUGCGCCAGCUCUCCCAGGCCCUGGACACAUCCAACGUGAUGGUGAAGAAGCAGGUGUUUGAGCUGCUGGCCGCCCUGUGCAUCUACUCUCCCGAGGGCCACGCACUGACCCUGGACGCCCUGGACCACUACAAGACGGUGUGCAGCCAGCAGUACCGCUUCAGCAUUGUCAUGAACGAGCUCUCCGGCAGCGACAACGUGCCUUAUGUAGUCACCCUGCUCAGCGUGAUCAACGCCGUCAUCCUGGGCCCCGAGGACCUGCGCACGCGCACCCAGCUGCGGAAUGAGUUUAUCGGGCUGCAGCUGCUGGAUGUCCUAGCUCGCCUGCGAGACCUGGAGGAUGCCGACCUGCUAAUCCAGCUGGAGGCCUUCGAGGAGGCUAAGGCUGAGGACGAGGAGGAGCUGCUGCGAGUCUCUGGUGGGGUCGACAUGAGCAGCCACCAGGAGGUCUUUGCCUCCCUGUUCCACAAGGUGAGCUGCUCCCCGGUGUCCGCCCAGCUCCUGUCAGUGCUGCAGGGCCUCCUGCACCUGGAGCCCAGCCUCCGCUCCAGCCAGCUGCUCUGGGAGGCCCUGGAGAGCCUGGUGAACCGGGCCGUGCUCCUGGCCAGCGAUGCCCAGGAAUGCACCCUGGAGGAAGUGGUUGAGCGGCUUCUGUCUGUCAAGGGGCGACCCAGACCGAGCCCCCUGGUCAAGGCCCAUAAAAGCGUCCAGGCCAACCUAGGCCAGAACCAGAGGGGCAGCUCCCCGCAAAACACUACAACCCCCAAGCCCAGCGUGGAGGGCCAGCAGCCAGCAGCAGCUGCUGCCUGUGAGCCCGUAGACCACACCCAGAGUGACAGCGUCCUGAAAGUUUCGAAGCCGAGAACCCUGGAGCAGCAGGCGUCCCCUCUUCCCCCAUCCACCCCCCUGCUCCCUGGUUCCAGUGCUGAGCCCCCUCCCCCUCCUCCCCCACCCCCACCUCCCCCCCUGCCACACCUGGGGGCCACACCUCCUCUAUCACCACCCCUGACAAGCUCCUGUGAGUUCCCGCCCCCACCACCUCCACCACUCCCGGGCAUGGGAUGCCCACCCCCACCCCCACCCCUGCUGCCUGGUAUGGGCUGGGGCCCUCCUCCACCCCCACCUCCACUGCUGCCCUGCACCUGCCGCCCCCCUGUGGCGGGAGGCGUGGAGGAGGUCAUCGUGUCCCAGGUGGACCACAGCUUGGGCUCCGCCUGGGUCCCCAGACAUCGGCGGGUGAACCCACCCACACUGCGCAUGAAGAAACUGAACUGGCAGAAGCUGCCAUCCAACGUGGCACGUGAGCACAACUCUAUGUGGGCGUCCCUGAGCAGCCCCGAUGCCGAGACUGUGGAGCCUGACUUCUCCAGCAUCGAGCAGCUCUUCUCCUUCCCUGCGGCCAAGCCCAAGGAGCCCACCACAGCAGCCGCCCCGGCCAGGAAGGAGCCCAAGGAGAUCACUUUCCUUGAUGCCAAGAAGAGCCUGAACCUCAACAUCUUCCUGAAGCAAUUUAAGUGCUCCAACGAGGAGGUCGCUGCUAUGAUCCGGGCCGGCGAUACCACCAAGUUCGAUGUGGAGGUUCUCAAACAGCUCCUUAAGCUCCUUCCGGAGAAGCACGAGAUUGAAAACCUGCGGGCAUUCACAGAGGAGCGAGCCAAGCUGGCCAACGCCGACCACUUCUACCUCCUCCUGCUGGCCAUUCCCUGCUACCAGCUGCGAAUCGAGUGCAUGCUGCUGUGUGAGGGCGCGGCCGCCGUGCUGGACAUGGUGCGGCCCAAGGCCCAGCUGGUGCUGGCCGCCUGCGAAAGCCUGCUCACCAGCCGCCAGCUGCCCAUCUUCUGCCAGCUGAUCCUGAGAAUUGGGAACUUCCUCAACUACGGCAGCCACACCGGCGAUGCUGACGGCUUCAAGAUCAGCACGUUGCUGAAGCUCACGGAGACCAAGUCCCAGCAGAACCGUGUGACGCUGCUGCACCACGUGCUGGAGGAAGCGGAAAAGAGCCAUCCGGACCUCCUGCAGCUGCCCCAGGACCUGGAGCAGCCCUCACAAGCGGCAGGGAUCAACCUGGAGAUCAUCCGCUCAGAGGCCAGCUCCAACCUGAAGAAGCUUCUGGAGACUGAGCGGAAAGUGUCUGCCUCGGUGGCCGAGGUCCAGGAGCAGUACACUGAGCGCCUCCAGGCCAGCAUCUCGGCCUUCCGGGCACUAGAUGAGCUGUUUGAGGCCAUUGAGCAGAAGCAGCGGGAGCUGGCCGACUACCUGUGUGAGGACGCCCGGCAGCUGUCCCUGGAGGACACGUUCGGCACCAUGAAGGCCUUCCGGGACCUCUUCCUCCGCGCCCUGAAGGAGAACAAGGACCGGAAGGAGCAGGCAGCGAAGGCAGAGAGGAGGAAGCAGCAGCUGGCGGAGGAGGAGGCGCGGCGGCCUCGGGGAGAGGACGGGAAGCCUGUCAGGAAGGGGCCCGGGAAGCAGGAGGAGGUGUGUGUCAUCGACGCCCUCCUGGCCGACAUCAGGAAGGGCUUCCAGCUGCGGAAGACGGCCCGGGGCCGCGGGGACACCGACGGGGGCGGCAAGGUGGCCUCCAUGGACCCCCCAAGAGCCACAGAGCCCGUGACCACCAGUAACUCUGCAGGAGACCCCGUGGGCGGCACACACUGUCCCGCCUCCAAGCCCAACCUUGAUGCUACAAUGGCCAGCGAGUCCCGGGGCUGGGACCUUGUAGACGCCGUGACCCCCUGCCCUCAGCCCACGCUGGAGCAGUCGGAGGAGGGUGGUCCCCCGCCCCUGGAGAGGCGUUCUUCCUGGUAUGAGGAUGCCAGCGACGUCCUAACCACCGAGGAUGCCCAGUGCCCCCAACCCUUGGAGGGGGCCUGGCCAGUGACUCUGGGAGAUGCUCAGGCCCUGAAGCCCCUCAAGUUUUCCAGCAACAAGCCCCCUGCAGCUGGAAGUUCAAGCCAAGAUGCCAAGGAUCCCACGUCCUUGCUGGGCGUCCUGCAGGCCGAGGCCGACAGCACAAGCGAGGGGCUGGAGGACGCAGUCCACAGCCGUGGUGCCAGACCCCCUGCGGCAGGCCCGGGUGAGGAUGGGGACGAGGACGAGGAGGAUACAGCCCCAGAGUCCACGCUGGACACAUCCCUGGACAAGUCCUUCUCCGAGGAUGCAGUGACCGACUCCUCGGGGUCGGGCACACUCCCCAGGGCCCGGGGCCGGGCCUCAAAGGGGACUGGCAAGCGACGGAAGAAGCGUCCCUCCAGGAGCCAGGAAGGCCUCAGGCCCAGGCCCAAGGCCAAGUGAGAGAGCCCAGGCCACAGGACAUGCUGCCAUUCUGCCAAGAGAGGCUCUUCUGGGGGCCAGGCUGGGACUGGGCCCCGGAAACCAAAAGUCCGUGCCUUACCCAGCUGGGGCCCUCCCGGAGCCUUCUUUGGGUGUUGUGGCUGGGACCCCAACAGGCACCAGUACCCUGCCAGGCCUAGUGCCCUCCUGGACUGCCUGCACGCGCCAGCCUCCUACCUGCUUCCUAAAGGCGACCCUGGCCCACACCCGCAUGCACCCGGUGCAGCCUGCCAAGGGCCAGUCGGGGGGGCUGUGUCCUGCCAGUGUCCACCACAGCUCUGCCUGCCCUUCAGCCCAGCAGGGUUUAAUCAAAACUCAAUGCUUUGCGAGUCUUUACUGCUCGGAGGUGGCUGAGUUGGGGGCCCUGGGCAGGGGUAGGCUGGCAGGCAGUGCCAUGGCAGGCCAGGGUCCCCUCCCGUGGGGUCUGGCCCCCAUCCCAGCAUGUCCAGCCCCUGAAGUUGGAGUGGGGAGCGGUCUGCAUUUGCUGCCACUGCCAGGCCUCUGCCCUGCAGCUAAAACUUGGCCAUCACAUCAACAGAAAACCCCUCCCAGUGCCAGCUGCCCAGGAUGGGCGGGCCCUGGGGACAAUACAGUCCACCUGAGGGGCUGCAGGGUGACACCCAGCAGCCUCUGCCCCCUCACUGCCCACCCAGCGAGGGCAGCCUACCCGAGCCUGCCGCCUGCCAGGUGUGUGCCCUGAGGCUGGCAGCUGGACGUGUGGCCAAUAAAAAGCAGACCUA